Molecule: messenger RNA, 6158 nt
Organism: Oryzias melastigma (Indian medaka)
Lineage: Eukaryota; Metazoa; Chordata; Actinopteri; Beloniformes; Adrianichthyidae
Product: integrin alpha-D
Exons: 30
Coding region: 652-4317 (1221 amino acids)
Biological process (GO): cell-matrix adhesion; integrin-mediated signaling pathway; cell adhesion mediated by integrin
Cellular component (GO): integrin complex; external side of plasma membrane
Molecular function (GO): integrin binding
Source: RefSeq, a predicted model, not a curated record
AUUAAAAUGAGAAAUGCAAAAUGCUUUUUUAAAAUGCAUGACCAAAUUCAACACUGAAUUGCAAAUUACUGAAUGCAAUUUUAUUUGAAUUAUCCCAAUUUAACAUGCAACUGAUUUGACAUUUUAUUUUUAAAAGCAUGUGAGUGAAUUAUAUUUUUUAUAUUGAAUUAUCAAUUGCAAUAUGUAUUUUCACAUUGGAUGAUCAAACCAGAAGAUAAAAAGUGGUUUUGGUGCUUUAGUCCACAUGUUGCAUAAUGUAACUUCCUCUUGUUAACACCCAUCAUUUUGCUUUGUAAAAGUGAGAAAAAAAGUAAAGCAUCAAUUCAAUUUUUUUAUAUUUUCCUUUUCCUUGUGUUCAUUCUUUGUUGAUUUAAGGUCUUCCAGAUCCUAAAAUGGUCUCGAACAAAUUUGCAUGUUACGUUUCACCCCCAACAGUUUGCAAACUUUUACCUUUUAUAAAAUGUUCCUUGUAAUUGAACUUUGUCAAAAGUAUUAUAAAAAAAGAGGAAACCAGGCUUGCAAAAUGCAAGCGUGAAAUGAAGUGUCACCACCUGCAGCGGAAACAGCCCGUUGUAGAUUUUCUUCAGGAAGCAGUUGGUUCUCACACUCUCAUGUGGCUCCAGCAACAGUCCUCCACCACCCCAGACAAAGAUGCGGGGCAUCUGCCUGAUCUGCUGCAUUUGGGCUGCAGCUGCAGUCAUCCCGAGUUCUUUGGCUUUCAACAUUGGAACAACGGAUGUCAAAGUCUUAUCUGGAGAAAAGAAAGAUUUCUUUGGAUAUAAAGUGUUUCAGUUCACAUCAGCUGACAAGACGGGGAUCAUUGUCACAGCACCUUUGAGCUUAAAUGGAUCUGGGGAAAUAUGCAAGUACAGACAUGAAGAAAAGCCACGUUGCCAGACUUCUCAGGAUUUUCCGGACGCAAACUCAACAAAAAUCAAGCAUUUGGGUAUGUCAAUAGCUGCAAAACCAACUGGAUCCGAGUUCACGGUGUGCAGUCCAAACGUUGUCCAUGAAUGCUUAGGGAACUCCUACCUCAACAGUUGGUGUCUCAGCAUGAAAGAUAAUGUUUCACGCUCUUUUAAACCAGGCUUCCAAGAGUGCACCAAAAACAAAGUAGACCUGGUCUUUCUGUUUGAUGGAUCAGGCAGCAUGACUGAAGAAGAAUUUAAAAAAAACAAAGAUUUCAUUAAGAGCAUCAUGGACAGUUUAUCCAACACAACAAUCAAGUUUGCAGCGGUUCAGUUCUCCCGCAGACCCAGAAUAGUUUUUGACUUCAAUGACCACGUUGCAGGAAGAGCUUUGGAGAAACUGAUCAAAGAAGAGCAUAUGAAGUCACUCACAAACACAUAUAGAGCCCUUCAGUUUAUCUUAGACAACCUGUUUGGAAAAGAGUCAGCGGGCGCCACUCCUGGUGCAACUCAAGUUCUGGUUCUCAUAACGGACGGAGAUCCCAGUGAUACUCAAAAGGACGGAGUUCUUACAAAAUAUGACCAAAAGAACAUCAUUCGGUUUGUCAUCGGGGUUAAAAUUGAUAGCAUGGAAAAAAUUAAACCCAUCGCCUCAGAGCCGAAGGACAAAAAUGUUUUUAAAAUUGAGGACUAUAAAGGGCUUGAUGGGAUUUUAAAAAACUUCCAAAAUAAGAUCUUCGUUGUGGAAGGGUCCAAAGUGGCUCUGGCAGGAAACUUAACUAAUGAAAUGUCUCAGACUGGAUUCAGUGCUGCCUAUUACAAGGACACUCUGGUUCUGGGCUCGGUGGGAUCAAACAGCUGGCGUGGUUCUCUGGAGCAGCGUGAAAAUGAAGAUGAAGAACAACAUGAAGAUCAGAUUUUGGAUCCAGACAUGGAGAUGGAUUCCUACAUGGGAUUUUCCUUAUCCACCGGGGAGAGGAAUGGAGUUCCUCUAUAUUUCUCGGGCGCUCCCCGGUUUCAACACACUGGACAAGUUGUAAUUUUCUCUAGUACUGGAAAACACUGGACUGUACAGCAGAGACUAGAGGGGACCAAGGUCGGUUCCUAUUUUGGCGCGGAGAUCUGCACUGUCGAUAUUGAUUCAGAUGAUAGCACUGACUUCCUGUUGGUGGGAGCUCCAAUGUUUUACCAGCCUCUACAAAAGACAGAAGGCAAAGUCUAUGUCUACGCACUGACCAAUAAGCAACUGGAAAUGAGGCUGAGCCUGACGGCUCCAUCUAUGGGGAGAUUUGGCACCACCAUAUCCAGCCUUGCUGAUAUGAAUGGAGAUGGACUCCGAGAUGUAGCAGUCGGCGCCCCUCUGGAGGACGAUAACCAUGGAGCUGUGUACAUUUAUCUCGGAGACAGAAAUAGUGGGAUACGCCACACCUUCAGCCAGAGAAUCAAUGGAAAGAGUUUUCAACCUGAAAUGAGGUUUUUUGGUCUAGCUGUUGAUGGACAUGGAGAUCUUGGAAAUGAUGGGCUUCCAGAUGUUGUGGUUGGAUCACAGGGCGCUGCUGUUGUUUUAAGGUCCAAGCCAGUCUAUAAUGUUGCAGCUAACUUGUCGUUCCAUCCUGAAGUAAUAAGUAUCGAAAACAUCGACUGCGUAAACAAUCCCCAUGAAGUUCUGCCCAUGGUUAACCUAACAACAUGUUUUCAGUUGCAAGAGACAACAAAGAGCAAAACAGAAAAAGCUAAUCUCACACUGGGAAUCCUGUACACGCUCAGUGUGGAUUUAAUGAGACAAACCCAUCGAGGAUUCUUCAGUCCAACUGAUAAGAAAACCAAGAGUCUUCACAUCCACUAUAACCUCACCACACAAGCGACGUGUUUCAAUCAUUCAGUCUUCAUGCCGAAAUGUGUGAAGGACACGUUAUCCCCCAUCAGCAUUAAGUUUAACUUUUCCCAACCUGACAAUGAGAACGCAAUUGCCGUCCUAAACACGGACUGUAAGAAGGAGGCCAUUUUUGAGAUUCCAUUCGAGAAAAAAUGCAGAAAGAACGACACCUGCGUUGCUGAACUGGAAGUAGAUUUCGACUUCACGACGCCAACGCUGUUGGUGUCUGAGCAGAGUUACUUCAACAUUUCCAUAUUACUGGCAAAUAAAGGUGACGACUCGUACAACACCAGCCUGACUGUGCUCCACUCUCCCGGCCUUUCCUUUUCCAAUGUGAAUGUCACAAAGGCCACAAGACAAACUCUGUAUGAGUGCUAUGAUCUGAAAGAAGUACGAGACAGAACUCAGUGUGGCAUCAGCCGUCCCGUGUACCGAAGUGGCUCCAUGGCAACAUUCCACUCCUCUUUCCAUGUCAUUAAGGAUAUUGAUUGGAAUGACACAAUGACUAUGACCGUAUUUGGACAAAGUGACAACACAAACUCCAGCAGGAUUGGUUCUGUGACCAAAACCAUAAAGGUACAAUAUGAAAUCAGGAUGGUAACUGCAGUGAAAGAGGACAGUGUCACCUAUCUGAACUUUACAACAGGGGAUAACAAACCCCAAAAAAUGGUCAUCACUUACCAGAUAGAUAAUACUGGUUUCAAGGAUUUUCCGGUCAAUGUGUCGCUAUAUUUCCCAAAACAAGUUCAAGAAAACUUUGAAUUAAUCAACUAUCAAGUUUUCGUUCAAAAGAACAAAACCCAGUGCUCUAGCACUCUUGAUAAAAAAUCUGAGGACUGCACACAGGAAAAGGAAUGCAUCGUCACACAGUGCAACAGUUUCAGUCUGAAAAAACACUCUUCUGCUGCCUUCACGCUACAGGCAGAUGUGCAUUUUAGAGACAUUCAUCGUUAUGUCAAGGAAUUUUCUCCCUUUACUGGAGGAAGAACAGAGAUCAGAUUCAAGAGUUUGAUACGCGUCGAUACCGACAGAAGCCGAUAUGUGCUAGCUUCCUACAAUGAGAAAAGCUCGAACAUCAAACUUUUGAAGAAUGGUCAAGUCACUGAAAAUGAUCAAACGACGAAAUGGGUACAAAAACAUCCAAACGGACACAGAGAAUACAGAGAACAAUUGUUCACAACUUGCAUUUUAUGUCCCAAACAGAGCGAAGUUAGAGUUGAGAUCAUCGUUCCCCCCAACCAGUGGGUGAUCAUUGGAACUGGAGCUGGAGCAGGAUUGCUGCUUCUCAUCAUAAUAACGAUAAUCUUGUAUAAACUGGGCUGCUUCAAGAGGAAAAAAAUGCCAGUGGACGAGGAAGAAGUAACCUUUUCUUGCCCCGUGGAACAAGCCACCAAUGGCCUGACUGAUGAAACAGUUGGUAAAUCAGACGAUGGAGACAAAUCUGAUCAAGUUCUCGAGGAACAACAGUCUCUUCAGAAGAGCAACGGAGACCUUCAAUCAGAAGACGAGCCGAAGGACCAGGAUUCAGCUUAAAAAUUCAUGUCAGCGUCACAGUCGCCUGAAACUAUCCUGACACCUCAAAAGCAAUGUAAAGAGAAAUCUGGAAGAAGGUUUUUCUCAUGAGUUUUUCAAUUCAAGGGCCUACAUCAUGCUAUUCUCACGUCUUUAACAUUUGGCAUUCAUCAUGUCAUCCUAGAGCUGGGCCUGGCAGCAAGCAAACAACAUUUGUAAAGAAAUUGUGCACAUAAAAUUAGAUUCGGUUAGAAAUGGUUUAUUUCAAGCAAUCAAAAGAAGAAAAGUAAAUUCAUGUGCAAUACAAUCAAUCAUCCGAAGUUUACAUCCACAAAUCCAUGUCAAGCAGAGGAUACAUUAAGAGCUGCCUGAAAGGGAGUGGGAGGAAGCGAACUUAUAUAAUCCUACCAUUUCCUUUAUGUGUAUCAUCAUUAUCCAGUCCGUAACUUAAGAUCCGAUAUUUAUAUCUUUCCAACGUAGAUCCAGGUUAUUAGGAAUCCUCAAGUAACAAUAAAUCACAUGAUCAAAAAAAGAUCAAAGCGUUUUGAAGAUCACUGCUAGCGCCGCAGAGAAAGUGUGAGUGUGUGUUAGCCAGGGGGAGGUUCUGGCAGCGAAGGGGCUGUUCCCACUUUGUGAUGUCACAAUGUGAGCACUCACUCAUUUUUGUGGAUUGGGAGGGGCUGGUGCUCAAUAAUGCUCAAAGAUAAGUGAGUGGAAAAAUAAUACUGCUUUUUUGGGGAGGGGGAGGUGAGAAAUUAGCAUUAUUAUAUACUUAAAACCUAAAAAAAUGGAUUUUGAAGGAUAUAGGCCAUUUAAAAGCAAAACUAUGGAACCAGGUCAAAUGAUUUUGAAAUUUGAUGACUUUGGAUCCUAAAAACCUUGUAACUCCACUAAAAAUGAUGACGCAGAUACUUUUGAUUUCAUUUGUGUUUGAUUUGAAAAGAGUUAAAACGUUUUACAGCAAAUGUUAAAAACUGUGCCUAGAAAUGUCCCUCGUGAAGAGCCAAACUUUGUUUCUGCUUCUGCUUCAAAAUAUGCAAUUUUCAAACUCCAAUUCAAUUGACAGCUCUGCAUAUCUUGCUUUGUAUUAUUGAGCCGUGUGCAAUAUAAAGGAUUCUUAAAGAACCCGUAAAGACUCCAAAUCAAAUAGAAAAUCCUAUUGGACAUACUUUGGACUUGUCUUCCAAAUAUAGAAAAACUUCCAAAACAAUGCUUUUAUUCCACUUUUUGUUAAAAUAACUUUUACCAGUUGCCUUAGAAUCUGGUUUACCUCUCUAGUAGUAAUCGGUCUCUAAAUCCAAGUCCUAAAGAAACAAGACUCCUCUUUUGUGAACAAAAAUGUCAGCAUAUCCCGCUAGGGGUUGCCACAGUAAAUCCGCACAUUUGGUUUGGCAGAGUUUUACACAGGAUUCCCUUCCUGAUACAACCCUGUUUUUCAUCUGGGCUGGGGACCGGCACAGGGAGAACCAAACUUGGGCCUGCUUGUGGCUUUAUAAUUGGGCAGUAGUGUGAAGGGUCUUUCCUCAAUGCGCUUCAGUGGGAAAUGAACUCUGGUUUCCCAUGCGCCAGUCUCCUAGGGAGCUGAUGGAGCCAUCCAGCUGCUUUUUUGUAAACAAAAAUAAAGUUGUAAAAUGUCAUUGCCAUUUCUAAGCAUAAAUAGCUCUUUAUUUUUUGCAUGUAUGUUGAUGUGUGCGUAUGAAACAGAUCUAUUUAUAUCUCAGUUUAAUAUCUGUUCAAUAUUGUAAUCAUUGGUUCCGUUUCUUAGUGUGAACUGAUUCAAAAGUGUCUUCCAUUCACUCAUUUUUAUACUUUGUUACAAUUGUAUUAAUAAAUAUAUACAAAUAAAAUAAAGCUGGUGUUUA